Coniophora puteana RWD-64-598 SS2 is the source of this 390-nucleotide messenger RNA. RefSeq lists its product as uncharacterized. The transcript has a single exon. The coding region runs from base 1 to 390 and encodes 129 amino acids. The record is from RefSeq and is a predicted model, not a curated record. Lineage: Eukaryota; Fungi; Basidiomycota; Agaricomycetes; Boletales; Coniophoraceae.
AUGAAGGUCGAGCCUUCGGAACGCAAACUCCCGCAAUGGCAGCUAGAGAGGAUCGAUCAGCUGGCCGGCAGUGCCAACGUUGCGCUUACCUCGUUUGAUCACCUCGACUCGCAGAUCAACGAUCGGGUCUUGUUCAGCGUCGUGAUGUCGCAGGUAGCUCCAAAUGUCUGCAUCGACGCGACACACAUACAGCCGGACUCGCUCACACAUGGGAUAAGAGAGGCGCGGCGGAUGAUUAAGGAGAAGGAGGGUCGUAUAAGCGGAUGGAUGUGGGGUGAUUUGGAAGCGCGUAUCACGCCUCACUUGAACAGAAGCUGGUUAGUGGAGGCGUUAGGGAAGAUGGAAGGUGUCUCCCAGCUACAGCCGCUCGUGUAUACUUAUACUCUGUGA